CCAAAAUCCAAAUAAAACCGCCAUCUUCGCUGUCGCCGAUAUUCACACCUGGGACACAUAGCACCAUGCCACCCAGGCUUCGGCUCCGGCCCCUCUCUCACGUCUUUGAUGCUCAGCUUGCUUUGAAACCAUACACCUGCAGAAGCUGUGGGUAUGCCACCGCGGUAGCUUCCCACUCACAAAGCUCGUCCGCUCCUCUUUCUCGAUACGCUCCCUCACAACCUCCAUCCCAUCGAGAUCCCAAAUACCGAAAGUCGCAGCUGAUCCGAUCCUACGUCUCCCUCCUGCAAACGACACCACUCAUCAUCCUCUUCCAACACAAUUCUCUAAAAGCUACAGAAUGGACAGGGAUCCGACGAGAACUGUCGUCUGCCCUCUCUAUACUCGACCAACAGCUCCUUGCUGAAGGCGCAGAUCCCUCGAGCUUGAUCGGCCAGUACAUUAAGCUUCAGGUCAUCAAUCCGAGCAUGUUUGAACCUGCUCUACGAAUCACGGAAUAUUAUAAACCAGGCGACGCAUCCCUCUCCCCAGUGGAGAGCCCAAAUGGUAUAAGGUCGGAAAAGGAUGACCCAGCACUCACCCACGCCCUGUCCACCUCGGCAUACCGUGCCAUUCAGGAACACAAGAACGAACAUCCUUUAACUCCCCUCCUCACGGGAUCUAUCGCGAUCCUGACCUUUCCCACAGUGUCACCACAGCACAUCAAGACCGCCUUCUCCAUCCUAAGUCCCAAAGCGCCUCAUUUUCCCGCCCCUCCCCGCCGUCUGAGGCCUUCUCUGUAUGACCCUCCGGUGCAAGAUGGAUUGAAAAAGCUGAUGCUUCUUGGAGCUCGCAUCGACGGUCAAGUCUUUGACAUGGAAGGCACCCGGUGGGUUGGAAGCAUUGAUGGAGGGAUUGACGGGCUCCGCGCCCAGCUGGUGGCGAUGCUACAGGGCUUCAGUGCCAGUGUCACUAAUACAUUGGAAAGCGCUAGCCGCAGUCUGUGGUUCACAAUGGAGAGCCGGAGGACCCAGAUGGAAGAGGAGGCCAAUCCAACUGCCAAAUCUUCUGAGGAGACCAAAUAAGUGCAUUAGGGUUAACACUGUCGUCCAGAGCUUUGGCAGGAUGGAUCCAAUGGAUGGAAAGAUUCCAUCUACAGAUUUGAUCAUAAUUGAGAAUGGCCGACACCGGGCAGCAUAAACAAGCCACAUAUGUACGACGGCUUAUGCCGAACUCAUGGUGCGGUUGAAGAAGAGAAAAGGCAAACUGGCUUGGUCUUUUCGGCUUCUACACAAUGUACAGUAGAAAUGAAUAUACCACAGCUUGAAAUUUGCUUUCUUGUUGAUCGACCUUUGAUCAUGUACUUAUUUGCAUGUUGAGAAUCAUGAUUUUGAC
Molecule: messenger RNA, 1374 nt
Organism: Exophiala mesophila
Lineage: Eukaryota; Fungi; Ascomycota; Eurotiomycetes; Chaetothyriales; Herpotrichiellaceae
Exons: 1
Coding region: 66-1064 (332 amino acids)
Biological process (GO): translation
Cellular component (GO): mitochondrial large ribosomal subunit
Molecular function (GO): structural constituent of ribosome
Source: RefSeq, a predicted model, not a curated record